AUGGCAUCAAACGCUUCUCAAUUGACCUUCGAUUGUUUCGACCCAUCGCAAAAAGAAGCAAUCACACAGUACUUACAAAUGCCAGCUCGUCAAUUGAACCUCCCUAGUGCCUUAGUUGGUGGCAAUAACUUAGUCGCUGAUCCAAAGGGUAAAGUUGCACUUUCUGAAGAUGCCGCUAAAAAAUUGGCCCCUGAAUCAAUUCCUUACUUACCAACUUGGAACAAGAAUGAAAAGUAUGAACCAUAUGAGUUUCAAGAGCACCACGACAACGCAUUGAAAGCUGAUAAGGACUUUCCCAACUUGUUCCCAAAGGACAAGAAGGCCGAGGUGACUACAAUUUCUCCAAAGUUGGGUACUGAAAUCAAAGGUGUUCAAUUAACUCAAUUGAAUGAUGCUGGUAAGGAUGAGGUUGCUUUACUUGCCUCUCAAAGAGGUGUCUUGGUUUUCAGAGACCAAGACUUGAUUGCCAAGGGUCCAGAGUACUUAACCAAUUACGUCAGCCAUUACGGUAGAUUGCACAUUCACCCAACUUCAGGUGCACCACAAAAUCACCCCGACAUUCAUUCAGUGUUGACAGGAGACACCAAGGAAGACCCUUUUGAAAAAAGAAACAGACUUGUUGGUUUCCACUCUGAUGUUAGUUAUGAAUUGAACCCUACUGGUGUUUCCUUCCUUGCCGUUACCAACAUCCCAAAGACUGGUGGGGGUGAUACUGUUUUUGCUGACAACAUCGAAGCUUACAAUCGUUUGUCUUCCAAAUUCAAAGAAAAGUUGCAAGAUUUGUAUGCUGUUCACAGUGGAGUUGAACAAGCUAACCAUGCUGUUGUUAAAGGAGGUGUGGUUAAGAGACAUCCAGUUGAAAAUGUGCACCCAAUUGUUCGUACCACUCCAUCUGGUCAAAAGGUUUUGUACGUUAAUAAUGGAUUCACUAGAAGAAUUGCUGACUUAAAGACAGAGGAGUCAGAAUACUUGUUGAAGUUUUUGCUUGACCAUGUCAACAAUGGUCAUGAUUUCCAAAUCAGGGUCAAUUGGCAACCUGGAACUGUUGUCAUCUUUGAUAACCGUAUUGUUAGUCACUCAGCAAUUUUGGACUUUGACACCACCGAUUCAAGAUUGAUUAUCCGUGCUGCUUCCAGGGCUGAGAGACCAGUCCACGACUUGAAGGAUUUGAACAAGCCAGAUGAAAAUAACGUCUACGAAGGUCUCGAAUACUUUGGGGGUAGAUAA
Molecule: messenger RNA, 1227 nt
Organism: Lodderomyces parapsilosis
Lineage: Eukaryota; Fungi; Ascomycota; Pichiomycetes; Serinales; Debaryomycetaceae
Exons: 1
Coding region: 1-1227 (408 amino acids)
Biological process (GO): sulfur compound catabolic process
Cellular component (GO): cytoplasm
Molecular function (GO): sulfonate dioxygenase activity
Source: RefSeq, a predicted model, not a curated record